This is a messenger RNA of Branchiostoma floridae (Florida lancelet), 3366 nucleotides long. RefSeq lists its product as uncharacterized. NCBI's taxonomy places the organism in Eukaryota, Metazoa, Chordata, Leptocardii, Amphioxiformes, Branchiostomatidae. The transcript is spliced from 10 exons. The coding region runs from base 11 to 3034 and encodes 1007 amino acids. The record is from RefSeq and is a predicted model, not a curated record. Gene Ontology annotation, cellular component: membrane.
UUCCUCUAAGAUGGCGAGUGCGGUACUGCUCGCUGUGUUGGUCCUGUGCGUUAGUUUCCCUGCCCGAGCCCAGGAUGUUAGACCCCACCAGGAGUAUGCAGACAAGGGCUACUGUACCUACACCUAUGUGGUUCCGCCUGGGUCCCGUACUGGGAGCUUUUCUCCGCCACGUCUAGAGGAACAGCUCGCCGAGACCAAGGAAGAAACGGGCCGCUUGAAAAAUCAGGUGGAUCUCUUGGUGCAAACUUUGCUGGGUCUGCAGUCCGACCUCACGUCUAGAGUGGACAGUUUGAGCGCUGAACUGUCGGAGGAGAAAGUCAGGAAUGCACAGCUGGAACAGAACCUGACACGGGAGCUGCAAGAGCAAGACACAAAUCAUCUAACCAAGAUACAAAAUCUGUCCCUACCAACUGUACAGAACCUGACACAGAAGCUACAAGAACAAGAAACCCGUCUCCAAGCCCAGGUACAGAACCUGACACAGAAGCUACAAGAACAAGAAACCCGUCUCCAAGCCCAGGUACAGAACCUGACACAGAAGCUACAAGAACAAGAAAACCGUCUCCAAACCCGGGUACAGAACCUGACACAGAAGCUACAAGAACAAGAAAACCGUCUCCAAACCCAGGUGCAGAACAUGUCCAACAAACUAUCAGAAGAAAGAACCAGGGGCGCACAGCUGGAACAGAAUCUGACACGGGAGCUACAAGAACAAGAAAGCCGUCUCCAAACCCGGGUACAGAGCCUGACGCAGGAGCUACAAGAACAAGAAAACCGUCUCCAAACCCAGGUGCAGAAGCUGUCCAACAAACUAUCAGAAGAAAGAAUCAGGAGUGCACAGCUGGAACGGAACCUGACAAAAGAGGUACAAGAGCAAGAACAAACCCAGGUACAGGAUCUGACUACAACCCCGUACGACGUGACCAUCAAACAACGACUACAGCCGGUACUGGAUGACGUCAUCUCCACGCUGCCCAGUGACGCAGUGUCCAACGCUGUCGACCCAACAACUAGGAUGACGUCACCUACGGAGAUUCAGCUCACCAACAGAAACACCGAAAGUCCAGCAGCUGAGAUGACGACAACAACCCAGCCCGGUAUCUCUCCUCCUGCCAAAGAUUCCGUAAUUGGAUUGCAACUUCAAGUCCGUCUUGUUGGUGGGUCUACCCCGCUUGAAGGCCGAGUGGAGGUCCGAAACGGUACCGGCCAAUGGGGCUCCGUCUGUGACGAUCGCUGGGACCUGCAGGACGCUCAUGUUGUCUGCAGACAGCUCGGAUUCGGGGCGGCCCGAGAGGUGAAACUUGCGGGUCAUUUUGGGGAAGGUUCGGGGAACGUCUGGCUGGACGAGGUGGCCUGCAGGGGCAGCGAGACGGACCUUGGAGACUGUCCUGCUGACUCCUGGGGACGGAGUGACUGUUCACACAAGGAGGACGCAGGCGUCGUUUGUGAAGGAGACGCAGCUCUCCGGCUGGUUGGCAGUCCGGUUCCCUGGAAAGGACGGCUGCAAAUCCGGCCGUGGUCAGCGUUUGAGUGGGGUGCCGUGUGCAACACCGGCUGGACCGAGGCUGAGGCCGGGUUCGUGUGCAGACAGAUGGGUUAUACCGGCGGGGUGACGUCAUCUGGGCAGGCAGACAUCGGAGAAGGGUCGGAGAACAUCUGGCUGGGUGACGUCACUUGCAGCGGAGACGAGACCAACAUCCUGUCCUGUGGCUUCAGCUGGGAACCUUCCAACUGUCAUCAUAGCCACUAUGUACACGUCAUCUGUACAGGUGACUUGUCCGUCCGAAUUACCGGCAGCCAGAGUCCGUUACAAGGCCGCGUGGAGGUUCGGACUCGCCAUGGCGACUGGGGGACGAUCUGUGAUGACGGGUUUGACGACAGGGACGCCCAGGUGGUCUGUAGACAGCUCGGGUAUUGGGGUGGAGUCGCCACGGCAGGAGGAGACUUCGGAGAAGGGACGGGAAACAUCUGGUUACGGAAUGUUGACUGCACCGGGGCAGAAUCGUCUGUAGGUGACUGUCAGAUUCAGAGUUGGGGCAAUCAAGACUGCAGCCACAGCCAGGACGCAGGGGUCGUCUGCUCAGGUCCCGUGUCCGUCCGACUUGUCGGAGGCCAGAGUUCAUCAGAAGGUCGAGUGGAGGUCCGGCCCGGAAAUGGAGCCUGGGGAACGGUCUGUGAUGACGGGUUUGACGACAAGGACGCCCAGGUGGUCUGUAGACAGCUCGGGUACAUCACCGGGUUCGCCAGGGUGGGAGGAGUUUUUCCUGGAGGGACAGGAAACAUCUGGCUGGACAAUCUCAACUGCGCGGGGAACGAGUCUUCUGUAGCGGACUGUGAGAUCAACAGGUGGGGAGAGCACGACUGUACCCACAAGGAAGACGCAGGAGUCGUCUGUCCAGCCUCAGACUGCGCAGAUCACUUUGCGUCAGGAGAGACGACAAGCGGAGUCUAUAACAAUAUAGUCCGUUCCUCUGAUGUGGAGGCCUAUUGUGACAUGGAUACCGCAGGAGGCGGUUGGACCGUGAUCCAGCGGCGGCAGGACGGGUCGGUUCCAUUCAACCGGACCUGGGAGGAGUACAAACUGGGCUUUGGGAACAAGAGCGGGGAGUACUGGCUGGGGAACGAGAACAUCCACCUCCUGACCAAUCAGAAGAACUAUCGCCUACGCAUUGAACUUUUGAACCGGCAAGGGGAGUCACGGUGGGCAGAGUACAGCACCUUCAGUGUAUCCGGUGAGUCGGACGGGUACCGGCUGCACAUUUCCGGGUAUUCAGGCACCGCGGGAAACUCCAUGGCUCACAACAACGGGCAGAGGUUCUCCACUGUGGACAGGGACAAUGAUGGCCACGACGGCAGUUGUUCUCCGCGGUACGGACAGGCCGGCUGGUGGUUUGGGAGAUGCACCACCUCCCUUCUCAACGGCCGUUACCCGGGCAACUGUGGGAGCUCCUGUUCAUCCAUGCAAGGUGUGGUGUGGAACAGAUGGAGAGGCUCUUACUCCAUGAAGUCUGUGUCUAUGAAGAUCAGGCCAUAAGCAAAAUGUUUUCUGCAGUGUUUGUGUGAAAUGUGCUGGCAUUGUAAAUACAUCUAGAAAUCACUUCAUCUAAGACAUCAAUCAAAUAGCAUUGCAUACUUUAAGUUAAAUUGUCAUCAAAAUAUCAAGAAUGCGUAAUUACAUAAACCCUGAAUAUCAUUCACCAUGAGUUUCUUUACCAAACCAUAGAACAUCCAAUCUUGACAUGCUACAGAUGAUUGCUGCAGGUAUUUUGGAUUUCAUUUUGUUGUAGGUUUCUGUUGCAGUUGACAUAAUAUCUUGGAGAUUGGGAAGAACUAAAGCCAAACGCAGAUUUCAGAAUAAAAUGUACA